AUGGCUAUGCGGCUAGCUGUAGGCCGGCCAUUGGGUGCCGCCGUCCGCGCCUCGAGCUGCUCCCGCAAUGCAGUGCGCACCUUUGCCUCGACGGCACUCCGGCCCAAGGAAGUCGCGGGACCCGCUUCCGACACACCAAACAUGCGGUUUGCUCCCCGCGACACGGUUGGCAAGCUCAAGGCCUCCAUUGUCAACCCGACAGAGAGCCUCAAAGAGAAGGGCGAGGCACUCCACAAGUACGGACAGUACAUCAUGUCAUGUCUGCCGAAAUAUGUCCAGCAAUUCUCCGUCUGGAAAGAUGAAUUGACCAUCUAUGUCCCUCCCUCCGGUAUCAUCCCCACCUUCACCUUCCUCAAGUACCACACCGCUGCCGAAUACACUCAAAUCUCGGACAUUACUGCUGUCGAUUACCCCACCAAGGACCAGCGAUUCGAGGUCGUGUACAACAUGCUCAGUAUCCGCCACAACUCGCGCAUCAGAGUCAAGACAUAUGCCGAUGAGGCGACUCCAGUGCCCAGUCUGUGCGAUCUCUAUGAUGGCGCCAACUGGUACGAGCGCGAAGUCUAUGAUCUUUUUGGCGUCUUCUUCGUCGGACACCCAGAUCUGAGGCGCAUCAUGACAGACUACGGUUUUGACGGACACCCACUGCGAAAGGACUUCCCAAUGACUGGAUACACUGAGAUCCGAUACGACGAGGAGAAGAAGAGAAUUGUUGUGGAGCCACUUGAGAUGACGCAAGCGUUCAGGAACUUCCGUGGUGGAUCAUCAGCAUGGGAGCAAGUUGGUCCAGGUGAAGAUCUCAAGCCUGAGAACUUCAAACUGCCAACACCCAAGCCAGAGCCACCGAAAGAAGAGAAGAAAUAG
Messenger RNA from Bipolaris zeicola 26-R-13, 864 nucleotides. RefSeq lists its product as uncharacterized. Gene Ontology annotation, molecular function: NADH dehydrogenase (ubiquinone) activity. NCBI's taxonomy places the organism in Eukaryota, Fungi, Ascomycota, Dothideomycetes, Pleosporales, Pleosporaceae. The record is from RefSeq and is a predicted model, not a curated record. The transcript has 4 exons. Bases 1 to 864 code for a protein of 287 amino acids.